AUGGGCACAGCUGCCCUCGCCACGGUACCGGGCCUGCUCGUCUCGCCCGCCGCAUCCCAGCUCGCCCCUCCUCCGCCUCGAGCCAGCUUCGCCUCGCCUCAUCAGUCAACGUGCCCCGUUCUCGCUUCUGCCACUCGCACAAGGGCUCGACGAGGCGACUACGGCGACUUUGGCCCAGGCGAUUAUGGCUGGGGCACCGACGUCGUCACGACGACGCUCACGACUCACGUGACCGACCACGAUCCCGAGGUCACGACGACUGUUUGGACGACUUUGGGCGUCCCGGCGAGCGAGACGACGGGCAGCGUCGUCUGGGUCACGGUCUAUGAAGGUCCGUCGACGACCCUCACCCUCACGCCGCAAGUCGUCACCGCCACGGUCUUCCCGACCUCGACCUCGCUCGCCACGUCGACCAUCGUCGAAGCGCGCACGACCUACGAGACGCAGACGACGCUCACGACCGCGACCGUGCCCGCCUUGUCGACAACCGUCGCAGGCCCUUCCUCGUCCAGCUCGUCCGAAACGCUCCCGACCACGCCGCCGCCGUGGCUCACCCUGUCAUCGACCGCGACCCCGACUACUUCGGCAACCACUCGUACACGGUCAACGUCGAGCGCCGCCAACCCGUCGGCGCCAGCGGCGCCGGCAGAGGCGGACUGCCAGCCGGGCGACGAGAACGAGCGCGAGCCUGGGCUGUUCAACCUGACCAAGGAGCAGGCCUUGACUCUCUUCGUCGCCGGCAUCUACGCUCUCGGCAUCCUCAUCUCGUGGAACCUGUUCGGGAUCCGCCACCUCCUGUACCCGUUCAAGUCGUUCACAGCCCUCGUCCACGAGUCGGGACACGUCGUCGGCAUCCUCGUCUCGGGCCAGCCGCUUCACCGGUGCACGAUCGACCCGAACGUCGGCGGUGCGACCAACACGGUGCCUGGGAGGACGCUGCGCGCGCCAGGCCUGUACGGCGGGCAGGUGACGUCGGUCGUCUUCGGCGGGCUCGCCGUCUUCGCCGGGUUCAGCACGCUUGCGAGCAAGUACGCCUCGUUGGUUGUCAUGGCCCUGUGGCUCCCCGUCAUCGGCCUGCAGGCCAACAUCCUGAGCAUGCUCGUGUGCGUGUGGCCCCUCGCGCUCUUGAUCGCGAUCUGGUUCAUCGAGAGUGCGCGCGGCCUCCGAUUCUACAUCCUCUUCCUCGGCGUCCUGAGCACCUUCUACAUCGUCUGGGACACGAUGGACGACUUUCUGCACCGGAAGCGGAACGAGUGCUGCGUCGUCAUGCUCGAGUCGAACACGGCCGUCCCAGCUUUUGUCUGGUUCCUCGUCUGGCUCGCCAUCUCGUGCGUCGUCGUCGUCGGCUGCAUCCUCGGCGCCCUCGCGCUCUUCCGACAGACCGAGCACGGGAUGUACUGCGAGGGCCAGACGUUCGCGCCGACGUAGCCUUGACCGGCAGCAAUGUAUGACGGCGUCGUCCGUCCUUCAUCGAGCGCAGC
Molecule: messenger RNA, 1481 nt
Organism: Rhodotorula graminis WP1
Lineage: Eukaryota; Fungi; Basidiomycota; Microbotryomycetes; Sporidiobolales; Sporidiobolaceae
Exons: 14
Coding region: 1-1428 (475 amino acids)
Source: RefSeq, a predicted model, not a curated record